AUGCCCUUGUCUCAGGGUGCGCAGUCCGAUGCAAAUUUUGGCGCUACAAUCACUGGUAUUGAUUUAAACAACUUGAGUGAUCAAGACUUUGAAGUCGUCCGCAAUGCCAUCUACACUCAUAAGGUAGUGGUAGUCAAAGGACAAGCUGGCCUAAUUCCCCUGAAGCAAUUCGAAUUUGUGCACCGUCUGGAUCCCGAUGCAGAGGGUGUGCAUGGCUUCGACACCAAGGAUGUAACCGAUGAGACCAUUGGAGUACUUGGUUCGAGGUUCAACACAAUCCCGGGUUCCGUGGGUGUCACCAUAGUUGGCCAAGGAUAUCAAGGAGAUGACCAUUAUGGAUUGAAAGGAAUCACCGCCCGCUCAACAACACACUUCGAUGCUCACGUAGAUCCCCUUACCACAGAGGAUCUCGAGAACAGGCAAACACGGUUUGGUGCCUUCCAUUUUGAUGGUGUGAUAUAUGGAUCCAACCCUUCACGAGUCACCACGCUUCACUGCGUCAGGGCCCCCAAAGGCCCCGAUCUGACCAUUCGGUGGGAUGACGGUUCUGGCCAGACAAUGACAGCAAAGCCCGGAUUGACUGCAUUCAUUGAUAGUGCGCAGAUUUAUGAAAUGCUGACAGACGAGGAGAAAAUCACUGCUGACAAUAGCCAUUGGGCACCGGCUCCUCAGCCUUACGUCUGGUCGGGGACUCGUAAAAUCCGGAAUAGUGGGCUGGGUAUGGCUCCUGGCGGGGAAACUGUGCCCCUGGAUAAACUACCGGCCUGGGUACCGGAAAAGGUUUUCAAGUUCCCAAUGGUCUGGGUGAAUCCAGUCACUGGUGCCCGGUCUUUCCAAAUCCUGCCUGAUGUUGUUCAAAAACUGUACUUUAAAUCUGGGCCGGACGCCGAAGAACGUGUCGUCGAAGACAACGACGAAGUUCGAGUCUGGCUGAACAAUAUCCUCGAUCGAAUCUGCAAGCCGAAGAAUAUCUUGAUUCCCGAUUAUGGGGAAGGAGAUGUUGUGAUGUUCAACAACUGGGAAGUAUUGCAUAGCUCAAUUGAUUACCCGGCCUCCUAUGGAGUCCGCACAAUGCACCAAUGCCAUAUCCCCUCCUCGACGUUCCCAGUCGGUCCAGUUGCUGUCUAA
Penicillium crustosum is the source of this 1128-nucleotide messenger RNA. RefSeq names its product TauD/TfdA dioxygenase family protein. The coding region runs from base 1 to 1128 and encodes 375 amino acids. The record is from RefSeq and is a predicted model, not a curated record. NCBI's taxonomy places the organism in Eukaryota, Fungi, Ascomycota, Eurotiomycetes, Eurotiales, Aspergillaceae. The transcript is spliced from 5 exons. Gene Ontology annotation, molecular function: oxidoreductase activity.